This is a messenger RNA of Lactuca virosa, 1816 nucleotides long. The record is from the annotation of a GenBank genome assembly. Lineage: Eukaryota; Viridiplantae; Streptophyta; Magnoliopsida; Asterales; Asteraceae.
ACAAAAACAGUAGUCAAGAAAGAAUACAUCCAUUCCAAAACCCUCGUACAGCACCAUGUGUAUAAAUUCACCUGUGUGCAGGUUCCUACUCGAGGGUUGGUGUUCAUGAACAACAGUCGUUACCAAUUCGAAGCAAUUUCUACAAUUUGUUUGCAAUUAAUCGUCUUUCCUCUUUCAAUAUCCAAUUUUUAUCAGUUCGUGAAAACCCUAACCAGAUCUUCACCACUUUACAUCACCACAUACAUACAUAAAAAGAUCGGAAAACGGAAGACUUGUAGUAGAAGGGCUGAAGAAUAGCUAGCAAUGGCGUCAUACAUGAGCAUGGGAGAUGCACACAGAAGGAUAACAGAGUAUUUGAAUCGAUUCGCCGACGUCGUUUCGUACCAAGACGGCACAUCUCUCAAACAACUUCUUUCGCUGUCCUCCGAAUCUCCAUCUUUUCUCGCCCUCGCCGAUGCCCUCAAUCUCUUCCAGGAUGCUAACAGAUUGAUCAGACAAGCAGACAAGUACUCUCAGUAUGCUGAAAUAGUCUCUCCUUUAUUUCGGGCUAUGCAGAGUUAUAGGGUCAGCCAUUUUGCUGAAUCAUAUCAAGCAUUUGAAAAAUCUUCCAAUGCUUUCAUUCAGGAAUUCAGAAACUGGGAAUCAGCAUGGGCAUUAGAAGCUUUGUAUGUAGUUGUAUAUGAAAUUAGGAUUCUUGCUGAGAGGGCUGAUAGAGAAUUGGCUUCAAAUGGAAAGACUCCAGAGAAACUAAAAGCAGCUGGAUCCUUCCUUAUGAAAGUGUUUGGAGUUCUUGCUGGAAAAGGACCAAAACGUGUUGGAGCACUUUAUGUCACUUGCCAAUUGUUCAAAGUUUAUUUCAAGCUUGGAACUGUUCAUCUUUGUAGAAGUGUGAUAAGAAGCAUUGAAACUGCAAGAAUAUUUGAUUUUGAGGAAUUUCCUGUUAGAGAUAAGGUAACCUACAUGUACUACACUGGUCGCUUGGAAGUGCUCAACGAAAAUUUUCCAGCUGCUGAUCAUAAAUUAUCGUAUGCUUUAUCACAUUGUGACCCUCAAACUGAAGCAAACAUAAGGAUGAUUUUGAAAUAUUUAAUACCUGUGAAGCUUUCGAUAGGGAUCUUACCUAAAAGAACACUCCUUGAGAAGUAUAACCUGAUUGAGUAUAGUGACAUUGUGGUAGCUAUGAGGAGAGGUGAUUUACGCCUUCUUAAGCAUGCACUUGAAGAGCAUGAAGAUCGAUUCUUGAGAUCGGGUGUAUAUCUUGUUCUUGAGAAGUUAGAGCUUCAGGUGUAUCAACGAUUGGUGAAGAAAAUAUACUUUAUACAAAAGCAGAAGGACCCUAGUAAGGCGCACCAGAUUAAAUUAGAAGUAAUUGUUAAAGCAUUGAAAUGGCUUGAGAUGGAGAUGGAUUUGGAUGAGGUUGAAUGCAUAAUGUCAAUAUUGAUAUACAAGAAUUUGGUGAAAGGGUACUUUGCUCACAAGAGUAAAGUGGCAGUUUUAAGCAAACAGGAUCCAUUUCCCAAAUUAAAUGGCAAGCCGAUUAAUUCAUAAUUAGAAUCCAAACAACAAAACACGGAUCUUACUUUUGAGAGAUUUCAGAUAUGUGCAUUUAGGCAGCAUUUAUAACAAACGUGUAUUUUAAAAAACUACUUUAUAAGAAGAAUUAGUUGAGUUAGUUUUGUUUGAAGAGGAAGGUAGAAAUUGCAGCUUACUAUUAUAAAUCUUGUAAUUUAACACUUUAUUGAUGGGAUUUUGGAUUUGCUUAGUUUUGAUAAUGAGGCUUGUUGUUCCAUUCCAUUUUGGAACAAAAGUUUUGUGG